GUUUUUUUUGCAAUAAUAAAAAAGUACGUAUUUGCAUGCAUGAGCGAGAAUAAUGAGAUUAUUGCUAUUAAGGCCUUAUAAUUACUUUCUUUUGCAAAUUUGACCUUUUCCAAGUCUUUAUUUAAUUAGAGUCUUUAUUAAUAAAGCCAGUUAUUAUUUUUCCUAAAUUAUAUAAUUAAUCCAAAUAUCUCCAAAACAAAACCCCAACAAUCUCUUCUCUUCUUCCAUAUUUUCUCAAAAAAAAAAAAAAAAACAAUGUCAAGUUCGAAUCUUUAUCCUCACACGAUUUCCCAAACCCCAAAAACCCAACCUUUACCGUCACCGGCGACGAAAAACCCCGGCGCCGUGAAAUUCUCAUUCCCACCCAGUUCAGAUUCCGACCCCAUAACAAUCCCAACAACCCCUUUAGUCACUUUCCUCGAAAGGGUUCAAGAAACAGCACUCCAAACAUUCGGGAAGUCAAACUUUGACCCCAAACUCUACGUUGAUUUGUCGUUAAAGACCGAUUUGAAGGCUGCCGAAGCCGGGUUGAAUCGGGUCGUGGAAACCGGGUCGGGUUUGAGGGAAUAUAUAGAGGAAUAUUUUGAGGGUGCAGGGGAAGAUUUGGUGUACUGUGAAGCAGAAGAUUAUGUGGCUGAACCAGAAGGGUUUUUGGCUAAGGUGAAGAAUGAAGAAGUGAGAAAAUGGGCAUUGGAAAUUCAUUCACUUUGGCGAAAUUUGAGUAGGAAAGUUUCCGGUGAGGUGUGGCGGCGGCCGGAACGGCAUACUCUUCUUCCUCUGCCUGAAUUGGUUAUGGUUCCUGGCUCAAGAUUCAGAGAGGUUUAUUAUUGGGAUUCUUAUUGGGUUAUAAGGGGAUUACUAGCAAGUAAAAUGUAUGAAACAGCAAAAGCAAUUGUGAAUAACCUCAUUUUCCUCAUAGAAGAACAUGGAUAUGUACUCAAUGGUGCAAGAGCCUAUUACACAAAUAGGAGCCAACCUCCACUCCUUAGUGCCAUGGUUUGUGAAAUAUACAAGAAGACUAAAGAUCUAGAAUUGGCUCAAAAAUCUCUCCCUUCUCUAAUCAAAGAAUAUAAAUUUUGGAAUUCUGGUAUACAUGGAGUGAGAAUUCAAGUUGAUGAAACUUGUGAUCAAACUUUAAGUCGAUAUUAUGCUAUGUGGAACAAACCCAGACCCGAGUCUUCAACUAUUGACAGAGAAAAUGCUUUGAUGAUCUCUAACCCUUAUGCAAAGCAACAAUUUUAUUGUGAAGUAGCUUCAGCUGCUGAAUCUGGAUGGGAUUUUAGUACAAGAUGGAUGAGGGAUCACACAGAUUUUACUACACUUGCUACAACUUCAAUUCUACCCGUUGACUUGAAUGCUUUCAUACUUGGGAUGGAAUUGAAUAUUGCUUUCUUGGCAAAAGUUACAGGAGAUGAUUGCAUCUCUGAACAGUUUACAAAGGCUUCUCUAAUGAGAAAAAAGGCAAUGGAAAUUGUUUUUUGGAAUGAUGAAAUGGGACAAUGGUUUGAUUAUUGGCUCAACAAAAACUCUUCUCAUGAGCAGGAUCAAGAGACUCAAACUUGGAAUGUUGAGAAUCAGAAUCAGAAAAUAUUUGCUUCCAAUUUCAUUCCCUUAUGGAUUGAGUCUUUUCAUUCAGAUGAUUUUGUGGUAGAAAAAGUUAUGAAAAGUCUUCAAAGCUCAGGUCUUCUUUGUUCUUGUGGAAUAGCAACAUCUUUGACUGAUUCAGGAGAACAAUGGGAUUUCCCAAAUGGGUGGGCUCCAAUCCAACAUAUGAUUAUUGAAGGUUUGGCAAAAUCAAGAUCCAAAGAAGCAAGAUUAAUGGCUGAAAAUAUUGCGAUGAGGUGGAUAAGAACUAAUUAUGCUUGUUACAAAAAAACAAAAACCAUGCAUGAGAAAUACAACGUCGAAAUUUGUGGAGAUUUUGGAGGUGGUGGUGAAUACAAUCCUCAGACUGGUUUUGGUUGGUCAAAUGGAGUAGUAUUGGCUUUGUUGGAAGAGUUUGGAUGGCCUGAAGAUCUAAGUAUCGACUGUUGUUGAUCUAAUUUCUUACAAAAUAAACAAGAUGAGUCUUAAUCAAAUACUUUUCUGAUUUGUUAUUCCAACUCUCGGGUGAUAAUUAAGGUCCCUGGUUUUGAAUUUUGAUGGAUCCAAUGCUCACUUCUAUCAUAAGAAUUAGUUGUUUUUGGUAAUGAUUUUUGAAAUGUUGUGUUGGCUAUUUUAAAUAAUAAUUUUGAUAUUUCUUUGAUUAAUGAAACUAUUAUUGUUUUA
Molecule: messenger RNA, 2268 nt
Organism: Cannabis sativa
Lineage: Eukaryota; Viridiplantae; Streptophyta; Magnoliopsida; Rosales; Cannabaceae
Product: probable trehalase
Exons: 11
Coding region: 256-2037 (593 amino acids)
Biological process (GO): trehalose catabolic process
Molecular function (GO): alpha,alpha-trehalase activity
Source: RefSeq, a predicted model, not a curated record